Molecule: messenger RNA, 219 nt
Organism: Pochonia chlamydosporia 170
Lineage: Eukaryota; Fungi; Ascomycota; Sordariomycetes; Hypocreales; Clavicipitaceae
Exons: 1
Coding region: 1-219 (72 amino acids)
Source: RefSeq, a predicted model, not a curated record
AUGGUUGUGCAGGUUCUCUUUUCAGAUGCCAGAGUGGCGCUUCAUUCGGCUCGCAUAGCCGCGAGACCCGUAGUGAAGCAUGAUGGUGUUUCGACGACGAUGAUUCUUCUUUUCAAACUCGGCCAAAUCCACACCAUGGUGGUUUGGCAUGAGAAAUCCCUGCAAACGCCACAACAAACCCCGUGGGCAGCCGAGGUGUUGGUUGAGAAAGCCACAUGA